Penicillium verhagenii is the source of this 945-nucleotide messenger RNA. RefSeq names its product putative class III chitinase. The record is from RefSeq and is a predicted model, not a curated record. Lineage: Eukaryota; Fungi; Ascomycota; Eurotiomycetes; Eurotiales; Aspergillaceae. Gene Ontology annotation, cellular component: extracellular region. Gene Ontology annotation, molecular function: chitinase activity. Gene Ontology annotation, biological process: carbohydrate metabolic process. The transcript has a single exon. The coding region runs from base 1 to 945 and encodes 314 amino acids.
AUGCCACCUCUCCCAGACCGGUCGCUUGAGCGACGAAGAGUAGUUUUAUAUCAUCAAACCCUGAUCCCAGGCGCGGGCCCAUAUGUCCCCAUGAUGCCACUUGUGGAACACAAUACUGGCAUCACACAUGUGAUUCUAGCAGCUAUACAUCUCAAUGAUGACCCAAACCACAUCACUCUCAACGAUGACCCACCUGACAACCCCAAGUUCGACCCCCUAUGGGCCGAAGUGCCCCAAGUUCAGGAGGCCGGCGUGCAGGUCAUGGGUAUGUUGGGAGGUGCGGCACCUGGCUCAUUCACGCGACUCGAUGGCGACCAAAACCAGUUCGAAAGAUUUUAUGUCCCUCUGAGGGACAUCCUGCGCCGAUACAAUCUCAAUGGACUCGAUCUCGAUGUGGAAGAAGAAAUGUCUCUUCAGGGCGUGAUUCGUUUGAUUGACCGACUCAAGGCCGAUAUGGGCGAUGAAUUCAUCAUCACGCUCGCUCCAGUUGCCGCUGCGCUCCUUGGCGCGGGCAAUCUCUCUGGCUUUGAUUAUAGACAACUCGAGCAGGCACGGGCAUCUAAGAUUGCCUGGUACAAUGCACAGUUUUACAAUGGCUGGGGGCCUGCUGAGGACCCUCGGAUGUAUGGGGCAAUUAUCUCGCAGGGCUGGUCUCCGCGCCGAAUUGUGUACGGUAUCCUGACGAACCCGGGCAAUGGGUCACAGGGCUAUGUUUCGCGCGAAAAGAUGAGCCCUGUUCUUGCAGCCCUAGUUGAGCAGUUCCCGACUUUCGGCGGUGUUAUGGGUUGGGAGUAUUUUAAUGCCUUGCCUGGAGGUGAAGCUGAGCCAUGGCAGUGGGCGGCCGAGAUGUCAGUUAGUAUGGGCAUGAAGGACGUGGUGACUGCUGCCAAACAGCUUUUGACCAUGAAUAAUUUAGUGCGUGGUAUGAUGAACCAAGGGAGAUGA